Diaporthe batatas is the source of this 1338-nucleotide messenger RNA. Its product is annotated as rRNA-processing protein SOF1. NCBI's taxonomy places the organism in Eukaryota, Fungi, Ascomycota, Sordariomycetes, Diaporthales, Diaporthaceae. Bases 1 to 1338 code for a protein of 445 amino acids. Gene Ontology annotation, biological process: maturation of SSU-rRNA from tricistronic rRNA transcript (SSU-rRNA, 5.8S rRNA, LSU-rRNA). Gene Ontology annotation, cellular component: small-subunit processome; nucleolus. Gene Ontology annotation, molecular function: protein binding. The record is from RefSeq and is a predicted model, not a curated record. The transcript has 3 exons.
AUGAAAAUCAAGGCCCUCAGCCGGUCGAUAGCGGCUGUCCAGCCAGCCGGCUCGGAUGUGGCCAAGCAGCCGAAAAACAUGGAAGCCGCCGUCCACCCGUUCGAGCGAGCCAGAGAAUACAAGCGCGCUCUCAACGCCGUCAAGAUGGAGAGGAUGUUUGCGCAGCCCUUUAUCUGCCAGCUUGGGCAAGGCCACGUGGACGGAGUCUACCAGCUCGCCAAGGACCCCAACUCCCUCAACAUGCUGGCAAGCGGCUCAGGUGACGGCGUGGUCAAGGUCUGGGACAUGGAAAGCCGAGAGCAGCGGUGGCAUGUAAAUGCGCAUACGAACAUUGUGAAGGGUCUGGCUUGGACGAAGGACCAGAAGCUACUCACUUGCGGGACCGACCGGAAGAUCCAUCUCUUCGACCCCUCCAACGCCGCCGACUCCGAACCUCUCACGACUUUCACUGGUGCCAGCGCUUUCACUUCGCUCAGCCACCACAGGUCUAAGAAUGCUUUCGCCGCCGCAUCGGGCAGCAAGAUUCAGAUCUAUGACCUCGAGAAGAUCUCGGGCGCGCCUGAAGAGUACAGCUGGCCCAACGCGACGGACACAAUAAAUGCAGUCAAGUUCAACCAGGUGGAGCAGUCGGUAGUAGCAUCAACUGCUUCCGACAGGUCGAUAGUGAUCUGGGAUGUGCGACUCUCGACGCCAGUGGUCAAGACCGUCUUGACAUUGGCUUCGAACGCGCUGUCGUGGAAUCCAAUGGAGGCGUUCAACCUUGCUGUGGCAAAUGAGGACCAUAAUUGCUAUGUGUUUGACGUGCGGAAGUUUGACAGGGCGCUCAAUGUGCUCAAGGGACAUGUUGCUGCUGCGAUGGACGUAGAAUUCUCGCCGACUGGUGAAGAGCUCGUGACAGCGUCAUACGACAGGACGAUCAGGAUUUUCGCUCGCGACCAAGGGCAUUCACGCGAUAUUUACCACACCAAGAGAAUGCAACGUGUGUUCGCUACGAAGUGGACGCCAGAUGGCAAGUACCUGAUCUCCGGAUCCGAUGACGGCAACAUCAGGCUGUGGCGGGCGAAUGCUUCAAAGCGGGAGGGCGUAAAGUCUGCGAGACAACGACAGGCUGAGGAAUACAACUCGAAAUUGGUGGAGCGCUUUUCGCACAUGCCCGAGAUUCGGCGUAUCAAACGCCACAGACAUAUUCCUCAGAUUGUCAAGAAGGCUGGCGAGAUCAAGAAUGAGGAGUUGAAGUCGAUUAAGAGGCGCGAGGAGAAUGAGAGGAAGCACAGCAAGAAGCAAUUCGAGAAGCGCCGAAGCGAGCGGGAGAAGAUGAUCCUGGCCCGGGAGAAGUAA